Messenger RNA from Rhopalosiphum padi (bird cherry-oat aphid), 681 nucleotides. Its product is annotated as histone H4. The transcript has a single exon. Gene Ontology annotation, cellular component: nucleosome. Gene Ontology annotation, biological process: nucleosome assembly. Gene Ontology annotation, molecular function: protein heterodimerization activity; structural constituent of chromatin; DNA binding. The coding region runs from base 264 to 575 and encodes 103 amino acids. The record is from RefSeq and is a predicted model, not a curated record. NCBI's taxonomy places the organism in Eukaryota, Metazoa, Arthropoda, Insecta, Hemiptera, Aphididae.
GAUGAUAUUAAACCACGACUUAUCUUCAGAAGAAAUGUAUACACAAUGAAACACGACGAGACAAACACCCUUUAUUUAUACGAUUUUCAGAGGGUUGCUAACGUAGUCUGAUUGGGCCGAGGGGUGCGGUCUCGCGCACUCUUCGGUGUAGGGUCAGUGGAUCGAUCGCAUAAAUACCGCGUUGUCGAACGAUAAGUUAUCAUUUAUCUCAACAAACCUCGUCUUCGUUACAACCACUAAUACGUCUACAGCAAUAAGUUAUCAUGACCGGUCGCGGCAAAGGAGGAAAAGGUCUUGGAAAAGGAGGUGCCAAACGUCAUCGUAAAGUGUUGCGUGAUAACAUCCAGGGAAUCACCAAGCCCGCCAUCCGUCGUUUGGCUCGUCGAGGAGGAGUGAAGCGUAUUUCUGGAUUGAUCUACGAAGAGACCCGCGGAGUGCUAAAAGUUUUUUUGGAAAAUGUUAUCCGUGAUGCGGUCACUUAUACUGAACACGCAAAGAGGAAGACCGUUACCGCAAUGGACGUCGUCUACGCUCUGAAACGCCAAGGUCGUACAUUGUACGGAUUUGGUGGUUAGGUUCAACAAUUAAUUAGUAAUUUAUUAGUCCAACUUCUUCUAUUUUUGAAAUUACAUUAAAUUUUAAAUUUUUUUCAUUAAAAUGGUCCUUCUCAGGGCCACUAAA